AUGGACGGGCACUGGUACCGGGCACAAGUUCGAGGGUUCGCACCGCGAGAUCGCGUACGAGUUUCUUGGUGCAGCCGUCCUGAGCAUGACGAUAGCCUGGAAUAUGUGCAGAUGCGGGAGACGGAGACGGAUGGUGAGCUCUUCACUGAGCUCAGCAGCUACUCGGUGAUGCGCGUGGACGCAAGCAUUCGAAGGCCUCCUCCCAGUCCGCUGGACCAGGUGAUGUCCGAGGCAGUGUGCAAUCAGUCCCUCCAGACUGUGGAGCAUCACAGCCAGCUCUUUCGACGGCUGAGACAUGUAGGCAAGCAGCUGGACGUCCACUUGGAGUGGGGCUCGGCCACAUCAGGCGGUGCAUCUGCAACGGCCGACUGCGAGGCGGUCUGGCGGUAUGUCCCAGAGGAUGGAAAUCACAUCGAUAUCCGAUCUGUGCCGUCGGUCUCCGGGAACAGGACGCACGAGCGACUGGUCGCUGGCGAGGUUUUCAGGGUGUCAGAGACAUUUGAGGGCUCGGAUGGAACCUUGUAUCUAAAGCUGGCAGAUGGUCGUGGCUGGGUGUUUGACAGCAAG
This is a messenger RNA of Symbiodinium necroappetens, 567 nucleotides long. Lineage: Eukaryota; Dinophyceae; Suessiales; Symbiodiniaceae. The record is from the annotation of a GenBank genome assembly.